AUGAAAGACCCACUGAAAAUCCGCUGGGGCAUACUCGCUACUGGAGGAAUCGCAUCUGCAUUCGCCAAAGAUCUCUCCAUCGAUCCCCGCACGCGAGGGGUCGAAGAUAUCGAACAUGAGUUGAUUGCAGUAGCAUCCUCUACAUCGAAAACCAAAGCAACUGCCUUCCUGCAAAGUUGCGAUGCACCAAGCCGGGCAAAAGCCUAUGGCAAUUACGCUGAUCUUCUUGAAGAUCCCGAAGUCGACAUUGUGUACAUAGCAACACCUCACUCGCACCAUUAUCGCAAUGCAAUGCAAUGCCUACGCGCUGGCAAGAACGUAUUGUGCGAGAAGGCGUUCACAGUCAAUGCGCUGCAAGCCCAGAUCCUUGUCAAGGAAGCUAGAUCAAGAGAUCUCCUCCUAAUGGAGGGUAUGUGGACACGAUACUUCCCGCUGUCAGGGUAUGUUCGAGAGAAUAUCUCGAGAGGCCGCAUUGGGGAUGUGGACAGGGUCAUUGCUGAGCAUAGUCUAUCAUAUGCCGGGCUAUUUUCCGAUGACAAGCAUAUCAUGAUCAACCCGGAUCUUGCGGGUGGGAUUUUGCUUGACGGAGGUAUAUACAGCUUGACCUGGGUUUUCCAGGCUCUUUGGCGGAAGGACUCACAUCAUCCCAAGCAACAGCCAAUCGUCAAGUCAGAAAUGGCGAAAUACGGCCCAACUGGCGUCGAUGGCAUGACAACAGUACUACUUGAGUUUCCCAGAGCCUCGCCAUUCGGGAAUGCGCACGCGGUGGCCGCAACUUCGCUUGGCUUGUCAAAUGAUGCGGUGGCUAUCGCCAACGAUGUAGCAGUACCAUGCAUUCGAAUCCAGGGCCAGCUUGGCGAAAUACAGAUAUUUCCACCCGCGUAUCGACCCACACGUACGAGGAUCGUCUUGAAAGACGGGACCGUCGAAGAUAAGAAUUGGCCCCAACCCGGUCCAGGCGUGGGUAGUGGAUGGUUCAACGGAUAUGGUGGUGUUCACUCAGAGGGUGAAGGUCAUGGCUUGUUUUGGGAGGCUGAUGAUGCUGGUAGGGCGCUAAAAGAGGGAAGGAAAGAGGGCUCACAACUGGGCCUCGACGAGAGCGUCCUGAUCAUGGAGAUCAUGGAUGAAAUUCGAGCUGCUGCGGGCCUUCGAUACCCGGACGCAGUGGAGACAACGGACCUCUAG
This is a messenger RNA of Aaosphaeria arxii CBS 175.79, 1185 nucleotides long. Its product is annotated as dimeric dihydrodiol dehydrogenase. NCBI's taxonomy places the organism in Eukaryota, Fungi, Ascomycota, Dothideomycetes, Pleosporales. Bases 1 to 1185 code for a protein of 394 amino acids. Gene Ontology annotation, molecular function: nucleotide binding. The transcript has 2 exons. The record is from RefSeq and is a predicted model, not a curated record.